This is a messenger RNA of Malania oleifera, 2862 nucleotides long. Its product is annotated as 4-hydroxy-3-methylbut-2-en-1-yl diphosphate synthase (ferredoxin), chloroplastic. Bases 204 to 2426 code for a protein of 740 amino acids. The record is from RefSeq and is a predicted model, not a curated record. Gene Ontology annotation, cellular component: chloroplast. Gene Ontology annotation, molecular function: iron ion binding; 4-hydroxy-3-methylbut-2-en-1-yl diphosphate synthase activity (ferredoxin). NCBI's taxonomy places the organism in Eukaryota, Viridiplantae, Streptophyta, Magnoliopsida, Santalales, Ximeniaceae. Gene Ontology annotation, biological process: terpenoid biosynthetic process; isopentenyl diphosphate biosynthetic process, methylerythritol phosphate pathway. The transcript has 20 exons.
GGGGCUGGCGCGUGGAUCAUCCCCAUUUGUCUCGUCGUGCUCCUCUUAUCAAUUUCACUAAUAAUAAUUAUAUUUAUUUCAAAAUUUUCUGGGAACCAUUUCAAGCAGAGGCCUCUGAAGCUCCACUCACCACUCCUUCGUCCUCCAGAUCCUUCCGCUUUCAGCCAGUCUGAUUGCUUACGGUGUCGUGGGCUUGUGUGCAAAUGGCGACCGGAGCUGUUCCAGCUUCGUUUUCGGGUCUGAAGAGCUGGGACCCCAGCUUAGGGUUUGCAAAAAGCGCGGAUUUUGUGAAAGUUUCUGAUUUUUUUCAGAGAGUUAAGUCUCACAGAAGAAGGGUCUUGGUGAUCCGAAAUUCAAACCCCGGUUCUGAUAUUGCCGAACUUCAGCCUGCGUCCGAAGGAAGCCCUCUAUUAGUUCCUAGGCAGAAGUAUUGUGAAUCUACAUACAAAACAGUUAGAAGGAAAACGCGGACUGUGAUGGUGGGAAACGUGGCUCUUGGUAGUGAGCAUCCUAUAAGAAUUCAAACAAUGACUACAACUGACACAAAGGAUGUUGCUGCAACAGUUGAACAGGUAAUGAGAAUAGCUGACAGUGGCGCAGAUAUUGUUCGGAUAACUGUGCAAGGAAAGAAAGAGGCAGAUGCAUGUUUUGAUAUCAAGAACACUCUUGUUCAGAAAAAUUACAAUAUACCUCUAGUGGCAGAUAUUCAUUUUGCUCCACCUGUUGCUAUGCGAGUUGCUGAAUGCUUUGACAAAAUCCGUGUCAACCCUGGAAAUUUUGCUGAUAGGCGAGCACAAUUUGAAAAGUUAGAGUACACAGAAGAGGACUAUCAAAAGGAGCUUGAGCAUAUUGAGCAGGUUUUUACUCCUUUGGUUGAGAAAUGUAAAAAAUAUGGAAGGGCAAUGCGUAUUGGAACAAAUCAUGGGAGUCUCUCUGAUCGUAUAAUGAGCUACUAUGGAGACUCCCCAAGGGGAAUGGUUGAAUCUGCAUUUGAGUUUGCAAGGAUUUGCCGCAAGUUGGACUUCCAUAAUUUUGUCUUUUCAAUGAAAGCAAGCAACCCAUUAGUCAUGGUCCAGGCAUACCGUCUGCUUGUAGCUGAAAUGUAUGUUCAAGGAUGGGAUUAUCCAUUACAUUUGGGAGUUACUGAGGCUGGUGAAGGUGAGGAUGGGCGUAUGAAAUCUGCAAUCGGCAUUGGAACCCUUCUUCAGGAUGGUUUAGGUGAUACAAUUAGGGUCUCUCUUACAGAACCACCAGAGGAGGAAAUAGAUCCCUGUAGAAGGCUGGUUAAACUUGGUAUGAGAGCAUCUGAUCUUCAGCAAGGGGUGGAACCAUUUGAAGAAAAGCACAGACAUUAUUUUGAUUUCCAACGCAGAACUGGUCAAUUGCCCAAGCAAAAGGAGGGUGAAGAUGUUGAUUAUAGGGGUGUACUCCACCGUGAUGGUUCUGUUCUCAUGCGUCUUACACUGGAUCAGUUGAAGACACCUGAACUCCUUUACAAGUCAUUAGCAGCAAAACUUGUUGUGGGCAUGCCAUUCAAGGAUCUGGCAACAGUGGACUCGGUGCUUUUGAGAGAACUACCGCCAGUAGAUGAUGGUGAUGCUAGGCUGGCUGUCAAAAGGUUGAUAGACAUAAGUAUGGGGGUUAUAGCCCCUUUAUCAGAGCAGCUGACAAAGCCAUUACCAAAUGCCAUGGUUUUAGUAAAUCUCAAGGAAUUAUCAACUGGUGCUUACAAGCUUUUGCCAGAAGGAACACGAUUGGUUGUGUCUGUCCGUGGUGAUGAACCCUAUGAAGAGCUGGAAAUCCUCAAAGGCAUUGAUGCUACAAUGCUUCUUCAUGAUCUCCCAUAUACUGAAGAAAAAAUCAGCAGGGUACAUGCAGCAAGGAGGCUAUUCGAGUAUUUGGCAGACAAUCUGAACGUCCCUGUAAUUCACCAUCUUCAGUUUCCAACUGGGGUUCAUAGGGAUGACUUAGUCAUAGGUGCUGGUACAAAUGCUGGAGCACUUCUAGUGGAUGGACUUGGGGACGGUGUUCUCUUAGAAGCCCCAGACCAGGACUUUGAUUUCCUCAGGGAUACAUCUUUCAAUCUACUUCAAGGUUGCAGGAUGCGAAACACAAAGACGGAGUAUGUAUCUUGUCCAUCCUGUGGGAGGACACUUUUUGAUCUUCAAGAAAUAAGUGCAGAGAUACGAGAGAAGACUUCACAUUUGCCUGGUGUUUCGAUUGCGAUCAUGGGUUGCAUUGUAAAUGGGCCUGGGGAGAUGGCUGAUGCAGACUUUGGGUAUGUUGGCGGUGCUCCUGGAAAGAUAGACCUUUAUGUUGGGAAGACGGUUGUGAAGCGAGGAAUCGAGAUGGAGCAUGCAACUGAUGCCUUGAUCCAGCUAAUAAAAGAUCAUGGCCGCUGGGUGGAUCCUCCUGCAGAAGAGUAACAUGAUGCAGUUUUGGUAGCAGACUGGAAUAACAUGGCCAAAAGUGGGGUCCUCUACCUUCCCCCAUAGGUUCAGUCAAUGCACUUAUAACUAGCAGUACAAGAAUUACAUACACAUCCAUACCAGGGUGCAGAGCAUGCAUCUUAUCUCCUCAUUCAAUGUAUAUCAUACAGUGUAAUUCUCCCAUAAAUGCUGAAACCAAAUCAGGCCAUCGCCUUUCUAAGCUAUAGACAGCCUCCAUCAUUGGGCUCCAACUUUCACUUUUUCUUUCCAUUCACUUUGUUGUGGGCAAGGGGACCUAAUUAUUCUGCAUGUUGCAGGUUUAAGUUAUGAUUCUGCACCCUGCAAUCUUCAAAGUAGGAUAUACCUCUGGGUACUAUUUUGUGAAUUGGGUUGGUUUAAAUUCAUAAGUUUAAUGUUAUAUAUAUUUUGGUAA